GUCUUGAUGUAUCAUUACAUAAAGUACGCUUUGUGUCUCUUAGCCGAUAAGACCAGCUUUUCACCAAGUAACAAAUUUUCCGAGAGAAAAAAAUAAUGGGGAAAUUUUUCUUUGUUGUGGCUGUUCUUAUAACCCUGAUGUGUGAUCAUGAAACAUUGGCGCACUCUGAGACACCCAUGGAAAUUGGCAAAUUUUUUCAAAAGAUUUUUGAAGCGUCUUUGAACCAAAUCCAGAAAAAAGACUUGGCAAUUAUAGAAUCAGCAACUCAUGAGUUGAUGAAGCAAAGCGAUGAAAGCAGAAAUUUAACACUGCAGGCGUUCGAAGGACUGAAGAGAAUUGAGGAAAAACUUGACGAGGGAAAUAAAUUGGAUCAUCAGAGGGAUGAGAAACUAAAGGGUGAUUUGAGUCGUUACUCAAAUUUACAAAAUGAGUGGUUUACAGCAGGGAAUAAGGCAUUAGAGGGAAUUGGUGAAAAGUUAAACAAAAUAGACAAAUCGCUAGAAAUUGUGAGAUCAGAAAGCGAAGAUAAUGGACUGAAGUUGAAGAGAGCUAUACUGAAGCAGGAACUAUUAUGCUCCAAGUUUUAUGCAUUUUACAAAGUGACAAAUAUUAUUACUAUCGGAAAGAAGAAAUACUUUUUCAAACCUAGUAGCGGCGUUAGACUUUCCUGGGCCGAUGUAAAAAAAUACUGUGAGGAGAGGAGAGGCAGCAUGGUUACGAUAGAAUCCAAGAGUGAAUUGGUUUCUUUGUCAGAUUUUUUACGCACUACAUUCACACAGUAUGGUGCCUGGCUUGCUGCUGAAAGCAUUGGGAACCAAGCUGGAAGUUAUGUGUGGCCAAACGGAAAGGUCAUUGAAGAAGGCCAUGAAUGGUGGGGCUCUGGUCAUCCCAAAUUGGAAAAAAUCAAUCAAAAGCACUGCGUUGGGUUGCAGAGAAAUCAAAGUCUUUUUCACGACACUUGCUCACGAACAACAAAUGUUAUUUGUGAAUUGACUUCAGAAUGUCAAUUGGACUAACGAUAACAUAAAAUGUAAAUCUGUUAACGAGUAAAUUUUUAGAGCUAGUAAUGGAAAUAUAUGAACUUGUAAUUUCUAUUUGGGAAAUAAAAAAUAUUUACUAGCUUUUAUCUUUCAAA
Molecule: messenger RNA, 1135 nt
Organism: Neocloeon triangulifer
Lineage: Eukaryota; Metazoa; Arthropoda; Insecta; Ephemeroptera; Baetidae
Exons: 9
Coding region: 96-1016 (306 amino acids)
Source: RefSeq, a predicted model, not a curated record